CGGCGGUGACGAGCCGGACUCGCACUUGUGCGGCGGACGCGCAGCCAACUACUCGUUUUAUGUUCAAUUGACCUUAUUUAUCCGAUUUGAUCUUGAACGGGAGGUCGAUAAACUUUUAUUGCAUAGUGCCAGUGUAUUUCCAAGUCAGCCAGUCUUGACGUAGACCCGGUUUGUUUGUUUUUAUGGAGCAUUUGUAGCAGCCGUAAACAUGGUUGAAGUUAAGAUAUCUGAAGACAUUAAAAUUGGCGCCAACAAACCGUGUUUUAUAAUUGCGGAAGUUGGACAAAAUCACCAAGGCGACAUAGAAAUUGCAAAGAAAUUAAUUAAAGCUGCAAAGGAGGCCGGUGCAAGUUGUGUUAAAUUCCAGAAAACAUGCCUAAAAGAAAAAUUCACAAAGAAAUACCUCGAGAAACCGUACAACAAUCCUAACUCUUGGGGCUAUACUUAUGGAGAACAUAAAAAGCACUUGGAAUUUUCGGAAACUCAGUAUCGGGAAUUGUUUAGAUAUGCGCACGAAAUCGGAAUAUUGUUCACAGCCUCCGCUAUGGACAUGGUAUCAUUCGAUUUUCUAGUCAAUUUAAAAGUGCCGUUUAUAAAAAUCGGCUCUGGAGAUUCUAACAAUUUGCUAUUCCUCAAGUACGCAGCUUCCAAAAAUAUCCCACUAAUAAUAUCAACUGGAAUGGUGGAUAAGAGCGCUGUAAAAACCAUCUACGAUAUAAUAUCGGCGCAACACAAACAGUUUUGUUUGCUGCAUUGUAUAUCGGCGUACCCCGUACCGUUUGAAGACUGCAAUUUAACCGUAUUACAAGACUAUAAGAACACAUUUGAUAUACCCGUCGGAUAUUCUGGUCAGGAGCUCGGCACGGCUGUAGCUUUGGCCGCCGUCGCUUUAGGAGCAAAGGUUUUGGAGAAACACAUCACCCUCGACAAGACUAUGAAAGGCACAGAUCACGUAUGCUCUCUCACUCCGACGGAGUUCCAACAGCUAGUCCGAGACGUGCGCGUCAUCGAAGCGUCGAUGGGCACGCCGAUCAAGAGAGUCGUCACAUCAGAAAUUCCGUGCAUCGACAAACUUCAAAAAUCUCUCGUUAUGGGGUCUACUAAAAAUAAAGGCGAGAUAUUGUAUCCAGGAGACGUGAAGAUUAAAGUCGCUGAGCCCAAAGGUCUAAACGCGUUACACUUCGAGGAGGUUAUUUACAAGACACUGGUCUAUGACAAGAAAGAAGAUGAUCCUCUCAAUCAAGGGGACUUCUGCUAAAUAAUGAAAAUAAGACGCAUAAUUUAAAUUUAAGCAUAUACUUAUAGCUGAUGUUAUUUACAACCAAUUUUGAAGUUAGUGAAUACAUUUCUUAACCUCCUAUGGACUGUGGUGUGCAUACCCCUAACUUUUAAAAGCAGCACUGUACGAGCCUAACUUCAGCUUGGACAUAAACACUAAUAUCAGCUGCAAGUGAGUUGUAUAUACCUAAAUAUUUUGUAUUUAUAUAUAAUAUAAGUAUAUAUCUAAAUAACAACGUGGACAAAUGUGAAUGUCUAAUAGAUAACAUUAUAAUGUCAUGAAAGGCAAAGAAAUAAACAAUAGCCUCAUAGGAACAUAUUUAACGGGAUACUGUUAUAAAUACUGGCGCCGACAAUAUGAUUUUAAUUUCAAUUAAAAUCUUAUUGUUAGCACCAUCCUGUAAGAGGAUAAUAAAAAGAAUUUAUUUUAUAAUAUACCUUUACACUAAAUCAUUAGGAUAAAAGAUUUGUUAUUGUACCAUACUUUUAUAUAUAAGAUUUUUGAUAUUAUUAUUUAGUUGUAAGGAAUUAAAGAACCUAAUAAUCCAUGA
Manduca sexta (tobacco hornworm) is the source of this 1829-nucleotide messenger RNA. RefSeq names its product sialic acid synthase (gene NANS). The transcript has 5 exons. The record is from RefSeq and is a predicted model, not a curated record. Bases 209 to 1258 code for a protein of 349 amino acids. Lineage: Eukaryota; Metazoa; Arthropoda; Insecta; Lepidoptera; Sphingidae. Gene Ontology annotation, molecular function: N-acylneuraminate-9-phosphate synthase activity. Gene Ontology annotation, biological process: carbohydrate biosynthetic process.